CGGCCUACGUCGGUUAGCUAUCUAUGUUCAGGACUGCUAUAAGGUGAGCUCCAGGACAUUGCUCAGUAUUGUUCAGAUCGUCGCGCCUGCCACUAGCAAACCUACGCAUACGCCCAACGUACACCUCUGCCUCAGGCCGGUCCAAGAUGGUCCUCAGCCUCGCCGGUGGAAUGACGGUCUUCGGUGACUUAGGGGCUGCCCCACCUACAGGGCGUCCGAAGGCGGACCACAAACUCAACAACACACCGCCCUACUAUUUCUAUGACCUCCCCAGAGCGGGUAUGCGCCUCAUCUUCUGUGACAAGCCGCGUAUCGCAGGCGGAUACGCAAACGUAGUUCAGCUCGUCGAGCGGUUGUGUGCCAGCCAAUUGACCAAGAAGAAGGCGAAGAAAGUCAAUGUCGCCGCCAUCAUGAUCUCUGAGAUCGCUCACGUAUCCGACCAACCGCUAGAGCCCGACCACAUGCUCGUAAAGCUCAUCCUCGCGAGCGACUCGAGCAUCCCUCAAGCCAUCCCCGCGCAUGUAUACGUCAUCGACCAUGUACCCAGGGCAAAAUACGACACAGCCGACGUGUCCUGGAAAGACCCAGAAGAUCUGCUCGAGCACGAAGCAUGGGCCUUGCGCGAGUCCCAGCGGUUGCUCGUUGACAGCAUCGGCGCGUUCAUUCCGGCUAGUCCGUGAUUGCGGCAAAACAUAGACGUUCUGCCCAUCCGUAUUUCCAUCGACUCCCAGCAAUUCCUCGUACCAUAAGACGCACUGUAUAUGUACCUACCUGAGCUCGUCAUGAAUCUCCUGCCGUCUAAUACAUAAUGUGCACUGCCCGUCAGGUCCUUUCCGAUCUAC
This is a messenger RNA of Rhodofomes roseus, 842 nucleotides long. RefSeq lists its product as uncharacterized. The transcript has 3 exons. The record is from RefSeq and is a predicted model, not a curated record. NCBI's taxonomy places the organism in Eukaryota, Fungi, Basidiomycota, Agaricomycetes, Polyporales, Fomitopsidaceae. The coding region runs from base 147 to 680 and encodes 177 amino acids.